GGAGUUUCGAACGCGGAAGGGAGAGAGCGGAGGCCGCGGCGGGGUCCGUGGGCCCAGUCCCGUCUGCUUGUCCGGCACCGAUGCUGAACAUUUCCUUGUCUCUCAGCCAUGUGAAGAUGUAAAUAUUUGUGAAAUAAGCUGUUGGAUAAUUGUUCUGCCAAAGCCAUGUCUUCUCAAGAAUUUACUGUAUUAUACACUCACCAAAAACUGAAAAAAUCAAAAACGUGGCAAGAUGGAAUUCUGAAGAUCAGAAAUGGCAGUAAUAAGGCUGUCUUGUUUGAUGAUAAAGGACAAUGUUUGGAGAGUAUUUUCAUAAAAUCACAGGUGAAUGCUGGAGACUGUUUAGAAAGUGAACGCUAUUUGAUCACAGUUGAAGCAGUAAAAGUGAAUGAAAAAUCUUUUGAAGACCAGCCAAGGGAAGCAGAAACUCCAACAGUGGAUAGGAAUGGUGUAAAACCCGGUGUCCCACCUCCAAGGCAUCUGUCUGUUGGCUUGAAAAUGAUAUCUACGAAUUUCCGAGGGCCACGUCAAGUUGAAAAGAUAACAUCAACAAUGGAAGAGGGAGAAAAACCAACAAUGUUGCCUUUAUCCAAGCAGAGUGAGGGGGCUUUUCCAUCAAAGCUUUAUGGUACCUCUCCAUUAUUUUCUACGAUUUGCCAGAAGGAUGCAAAAACAAGUUGGUCUGCAGACUUUCAUGAAGAUAAAUGUACAGAGAAUAACAGCAAACGCAUGUCUCCCCCCUCACUACUUUCAGCUCCAUUUCUUGACAGAUGUGAGGAGACAGAGAAGCAAAACCCUGAUCAGUCAGCCAUUAUGAGGCCUGAAUCUCCUCUAAUUUCUAGGCACACCAAAUCUAGUAGUUGGAGAGGUGCUCAUGAGGCAAUGUCACACAGCAUCAGGAGCACAGCACAGAUUCUGGCUCUUUUGAAGUCUAAACCAGCCCAAGGAUACAGACAGCAAACAUCUCAAGGCACAGAAUGUCUUUCUAGGUUUCAGGCAUCGGAAAACACAGAUAGCGUAUACAGAAGAAAAACCACAAUCCUAUCUACAUUUUCAGGCAAGCCUGCCAAAAGACUCAUGGAAAAUAUUCAGCAUCUGCCUUGUACGAAGGGACCCGCAUAUGAUAACAAGGAAUGUAAUGCUGACAUGCUUCUAAAUUUAGCUGGACAACCUUGUGAUAAAGAUGUCACAGGACAGAGACUUGACAAAAAGACAAAUAAUUUAAGUCAAGAUUUACAAGAUUCCUGCAGUACCAGUAGUUGUUUCCUACCUGAAUCCACCAUGAGUAGAGUGAGUGACAGUCAGUUUGUUUCAUCCUCAGGUGACAUUCUGUAUUCAGCACAUCCAAUCACCUUGGAAAAAAAUCUCUCCAGAUACAAGGAGCAUUUAGGAAGUAACAAUCUUGAGGAAAAUUCAUCUAUGAAGUUGCAAAGUGUGUUUCAGCCAAAACAAGCUUCAGAAAGAAGUUUGGAGCUCUCUGCAGACCUAAUAUUGACUGGAACUGGAACUGUAAAGGAGGAAUUAAGUAUGCACAGCGAAGACUGUCCAGAUGAACAGGUGAUGGAAGUUAACUUUAAUCUACUGGAGGCUUUUGAUUUUAAUGACACAGACAAUGAAGACCUGUGUGAAAGAGCUCAGAAUAAGCUCACUGCAGGAGACAACCUUUCACAAAGUCCUAGCUGCUUAAGGGGAGGAGAUGGAGCACAAAAUGCUGCACUGAGACUUCAUUCUUGCUGUGAAGUAGUGGCACACAGUAAAAACGAAGAACUCAAAUGUUUAGCACUUAACAGACAGAAUGAUGGAAGUCACUACACUGGGAGUAUAACAUCUCAGCUUUGUGACAGCGAUGUCAUAGACACAGGUAGAAUUGCAGAAGACUCUGAAAACCAAACCAGAAUUGCAGUGGAACUUUUGGGUGAUGGCCAUGACAUAAAAGAGAUUAAUGAAAGGGAAGUAAGUAUUGAAGCCACAAUUGACAAGAAGGAUCCUGAUGGCUGUGCAGUGCAUACCAUUAAUGGCACGUCAUGGAUGAAAAGCAAGCAGCCUGAUCUUUCACUUGGUGACACAAAUAUUAAUGAAUGUCACCCUAAAACCAGUAUGUUUGAAAAAGCUGAAAGUAUUUCAUGUAUUUCUACCAGCAGAAUAAUUUCUGCAAUGGACAAAAAUACUGAAAAAGAUGUUAUACAGCUUGGAUGUGUGAAAUGCCCAGAUGUUGAUCUAGAACACUUCUGUGGUACUGAGAGUGAUGACAUUAAAGCAGACAGUCCUUUGCUGGCUUUGCCACAAAAACCAGAUCCUAGUUGUGCCUCAUUUCAAUACAUUGCAGAAAACCCUCAAAAGGUAUUUGUCAUUCCACAUAAGGAGGAUAGUCUCCUUUCCAGAAGUUCUACCUGCCCUUUAGAAAAAAGCCAUUCAUUUCCAGAGGAAACAGCAAUAUCUGAAACUGAGUUUGAAAAUGCAGAGAGCAUAAAUGCUUUUCAUGAAGCUUGCAAAGGUGAACAGUUAGGAAUGGAUUGCAGGAAAUGCCCAGCAAUGGCUGACAAUUCAUCAUUUCUUCAUUUGGUGGACAACGUCGCUUUUCUAGGAGCUUUAACUCAACAUAGCACAGCACUAGAAAGCUUAGAAAAGAUGGAGGGAAGUAAUAGCAUGUUAUAUGAAGCGGAGACUUCUGAAGAGAUAUCUGAAACCCUUGUGAAAGAUGAAGCUAUAAAACAGUUUACAGAAAUGCCUUACUCAGAAAGUAUAAAGGCAUCUUCACACUUUGAUUCUUCUGGCCUUAUGCCCAACCAUGUGCUCAAUUUAUUACAGAAAAAAGCAUCUAUUCUACCAACAUCUUUCUACCAAAGACCCGAGACACCUGACUGCCAGCCAAAGGCUGUUGUGUUUCAAGGGCACCAAGUAAGGGGAUCAGCAGCUAGUGAGAUAACGUCAAGAGCUCCCUGCUCACAGCUGGGAGGGCAACACUACACAGGUAAUAUGGAGUUUGCAGCUGAGAGAUUCUUGUCACCCCUGUUUUCAAGCAAUGAUGUCCUUUCUGACUUCAGACAGUCUCCAGAUUCAGGAAGUCUCCAUGGGAAUACCAGUUUUAUUGGGAAAGAGAAUUUUCAGAAGAAGCCUGACAUUACUGAAGAGUCAAACCCAGAUCAGUCCUCAUUGGCACUGAACAUGUGUUCUGAAUUUCCACCAUGGACAGUGUCAGGCUCACCAUCACUUUCUGACUUGAGACAAACACAGUGGACUUCAUGGAAACCCAGUAAGAUAAUUUCAUCAGCACAAAUGACUUCCUCACUUGAUCCAGACCUCACAGUUUCUCCAGCUUCAGGAAGUGAGGAAUCCAUUGGAGGCAUCCAGGAGCCCCUGAAACAGAGGAUCUUGCCAAAUGGACUGGAACUUUCAGAUUUUAUUUUCACACAGGAGAAAUCCAGCCAUCCAGAGGACUGCAACCUCUCAAGAGUCAAACCCCCAGUUAAAAGACAAACUCCAUUUGUCACUCUUCCUGCCACUGAGAAGGUUCCUGACACAGUUUAUUCAACUGACAGUGAGGAGGCCCAGCAACCUUUUGGCUCUUCGGUAGUCAAUUUAUGCAACAAGUCAGAGGUAUUUCCUAUCAGUGCUUUUGGCCCCAAGGACAGAAAUUAUGAAACCUCUGUGUUUGGAGAGUAUAAGGAAAAGAGACAAAGGGAAUCUGUUCAACCAGUGUUCCCUAAUGUCACUUCACAAUAUAGAAAAAGCAAGUGGCUAAAAUAUCAAAAAAGUGCUCAGUGUGACUUGAUAACUGUAAACAGCAAUGGUAGGGAAGUGACUGAUGACAUAUGUGCUGAAAACCUCCUUGGAAUUCUGGUGGGUGACACAGGAGAGUGCAGCACUGUGAAUAAAAGCACUCCCUAUUCUGCAGCUCUACUGACAGCAAAGAGCACCCUUGGUAAAUGCUCUGCAAAUACCAACCACCAAGAUUUGAUUUCAGAGAGGAAGUUACUUUCUCCACACUUCUGUCAGACACCUUUGUCUGAAGCAACACAAAAGGUGUUAAGUCAUCUGAGCUGCCACACUGCAACAGGAUCCAGCCAGGAUAUUUCAAUUUGUGAGUUGUCUUUUCCUCAUGUGGAUAAAGUAAAACAUGCAAACCUUCCUAAAAGGAAGACUUUCAUACCAGCCACGUUUCAGUCUCAUGUUCAGUACAAACAGAUUUUUAAAGCUGCUCUGAUAGAACAAUUGAACAUAAUGCUAUUUGAGUUGUCCCAAAGAUUCCACAAAGCCCUUUCAAAAGUGGAUAUAUCAUUCUACAUUUCAUUGAAAGAUAAGCAAACUGAGAGCAAGGAAAGCUGUGUUCCACUGUGCCAUCACAUGCAUCCUGCUAAGCUUGUUAUGGCUAAAAAAGGUCAAAACAAGGGUCGUUUAUUCUAUACCUGUGAUGCUCCCAAAGCUGAGCAGUGUUCAUUUUUCAAGUGGAUAGAAGACAUGAACCCCACACAGACAAAAUCCAGACCUAGCGUAGUACUUCAUGAUAUAAAAAGUAUUGGGACAUACCUCCGAAGUCAAAAGAUUUCUCUCUAUGAGGAAUGCCAGCUUUCAGUGAGGGAAGGCUUUGAAAUUCAAACACAGUCGUGUAGGAAGUUCAAGAAACUGAUGGAUAAACCUGCCAGAUUUGAUGAUGAUUCCAAAACCAAAUUAUACCUCAAACUAAGCAGAAAGGAGCAUUAUUCUCUCUACAGCAAAGAUGAUAUUUGGGUUGUUUCCAAGACUCUCAACUUUGAUCCCCUUGAUACUUUCAUUGCAACUAGUACUUUCUUUGGACCAUCCUCCACCAAUGAAAUAGAAUUGCUACCACUGACAGGCUACUGUCCUUCAGACUGGAGAUCAGAUAUGUUUGUUCAUGCCCUGCUGGUUUGCAAUGCUAGUGGUGAGCUUGCAUCUUUAAGAAAUAUAGAGGAGCACUUCAAUCCAUCUACAUUACCGCUAAUACCAUAUCUACUAAAAAUGAAUUUUGAUUUUGAAACUGAUACUGAUAGAGUCAAGAAAAGCAAAUUUACUCCACCUGCCCUCAGCCUGAAACGCACAACAAUGGACAGACCGGUCAGCACUGAAGUGGCAAUGGGAUUAGCUAAAAAGAUUAUCCAAACAUUCUCAUUGAACCCAGAUCAAGCUACAUCACUGCUUCACAUAGCUCAGAUGAUGACCUCCUGUGAAAACACCAAUCCAGUGCAAGAACGUCAGAUCUUCCCUAUCACAAUCAUACAUGGUGGUUUUGGAGCUGGGAAGAGCUAUCUGCUGUCUGUUGUGAUCUUGUUCCUAGUACAGCUCUUUGAAAGCAGUAAAGCUAUGGAGGGUUCAAGGCCAGCUCCAUGGAAAGUUCUGAUUGCUUCUUCUACCAACACUGCUGUUGACAGGGUACUCCUGUGUCUACUCGAUCUUGGAUUUGAGGAUUUUAUCAGAGUGGGAAGCAUCAGAAAAAUCACUAAAGCAAUUCUACCCCACAGUUUACAUGCUGGCUCAAUCAACGAAAAUGAUCAGCUAAAAGAACUCCUUACUCUAAUGAAAGAAGAUUUAACUCCAGCUGAAAAAAUAUAUGUAAGGAAGAGUAUUGAGCAACACAAACUGGGGACCAAUAAAACCAUACUGCAACAGGUGAAAGUGGUUGGAGUGACCUGUGCUGCCUGCCUGUUCCCUUGUCUGAAUUCUCUUCAGUUUCCUGUUGUGAUUCUAGAUGAGUGCAGUCAGAUGACUGAACCUGCUUCUCUCCUUCCUAUUGCAAGGUUUCAAUGUGAAAAGCUAGUCAUUGUUGGAGACCCUAAGCAGUUGCCACCAACUAUUCAGGGAUCUGAGAGUGUUCAUGAGAAGGGACUGGAGCAGACUCUCUUUGACCGGCUUUGUCUAAUGGGACAUAAAGCAAUAGUUCUUCGCACACAGUACCGAUGCCACCCUGCCAUCAGUGCCAUAGCCAAUGACCUGUUCUAUGAUGGAAAUCUGAUAGACGGCAUUUCUGAGGAAGAUCGGAGUCCUUUACUGGACUGGCUCCCAACACUGUGCUUUUAUAAUGUUAAUGGGGUAGAGCAAAUUGAAAGAGACAACAGCUUUUAUAACAUGCCAGAAGCUCAUUUCACAGUCAAGCUUACCCAGGCUCUGAUUGGCAGUGGAAUAGAAGGAUCUGCAGUCGGUGUGAUUACUCUUUAUAAGUCACAGAUGCGUAAGAUUCAGAACUUGCUCUGUGGAGUACAUACCAAGCUUUCCAAAAUUAAAGCUGUCAAGGUGUCCACUGUAGAUGCAUUCCAAGGAUCUGAGAAGGAGAUCAUUGUUUUGUCUUGUGUAAGAACAAGGCAGAUGGGGUUCAUAGACUCGGAAAAGCGAAUGAACGUUGCGCUGACAAGAGCAAGGAGACAUCUGUUGAUCAUUGGGAAUCUGUCCUGCUUAAGUAGGAACAGACUGUGGGGAAGAGUAAUUCAUCACUGCAAAGAAUGGGAAAAUGGAUUGCAGCAUGUAAGCCAGUGUGAGCAGUGGCUAAAUGACAUUCUUAAGUCUUACUGGGAGGAUCAGAAGGAAGAGAAGCAGAGUAAGAAGGAAGAAUAAAAGGUGAACCUGUUUGAUGAAGAAAAGAUGAACUGCGUGACUAUAAAAAUGAUCAGAAUGAUUGCACACCUAAUAUUUAUAUUUAAUUGGGGAAACUUUUGUUUGGUUCUCACUGUUCUCAUACUUCUGGUUUGAGCCCCUUUCUAUGUCUAAAAAUUAAUAA
Melopsittacus undulatus (budgerigar) is the source of this 6727-nucleotide messenger RNA. It is a transcript of the gene ZGRF1, whose product is annotated as zinc finger GRF-type containing 1. The record is from RefSeq and is a predicted model, not a curated record. Gene Ontology annotation, molecular function: RNA helicase activity; zinc ion binding. NCBI's taxonomy places the organism in Eukaryota, Metazoa, Chordata, Aves, Psittaciformes, Psittaculidae. Gene Ontology annotation, biological process: nuclear-transcribed mRNA catabolic process, nonsense-mediated decay. Gene Ontology annotation, cellular component: cytoplasm.